CUCCCUUCAAAACUUUCGUCUACACUUUGUAGUUUUUAUUAUUGUUGUUGUAUAAUUUAAUUUAUGUUGAAUUUCUAUUACUUGUUCAAUGCCUUUUACUGGGUCGUUUUCAUGUAUGAAUUAGAUUUUCCUCUUUUGAAUAACUCGGUCUAGGGUUUUAGGUUAGAAAAAGGUGGGCAAUAAUUUAGAAUUUUGCAAGAAAAAUCAAUUUUUGAGCUAUUUAUGAUUGUACCCAGAAAUUGCCCAUUUGCCUAGGAAGAUUCCCAUGAUGAAUUUUUAUCAAUUACUCUGAAUUUUUUGUUGAAUUUUUUUUUUCUAAAAGUUUCUGGGGAAAAGGGGUUAGUGAGAUGUUAGGUGCUGGGGAUGAAGAGAGGCAAGCUAGUGCUAGGAGAACAUAUCUUAGGUCAGUUUCAUGGUCUGACAGGUCACCUAAUAAGCCUGACCCUUGUUACCCCAGAGCUCAACCGAGCAACAAGGCUCGAUCUUGCUUGCCGCCUCUCCAACCCCUUUCGAUUUUGAGGCGAAAUGUAGAGGAAUGGCCUAAGGCAGGGUCGGAUGAUUUGGGAUUUUGGCCUCAGCCCAGUACUCCUGGUGGAAGAAUCGGAAGUGGGUUGGAUGGAAAUUUGAGUGGGAACUCAAAAAUAGAUGCGCCCGGUAGAGAGUUUGAGUCCAAUAAAGAUAGGCUUGCAUUUUAUGAGAAGGAAUGCUCGAGGAUUGUGGAACAUAUAUACUUGGGAAGUGAAGCUGUGGCGAAGAACCGUGAGGUUUUGAGGCAAAAUGGGAUAACCCAUGUGCUCAAUUGUGUUGGGUUCAUUUGCCCAGAGUUCUUUAAGGGCGACCUUGUGUACAAGACACUUUGGUUGCAGGACAGGCCAUCAGAGGAUAUUACGAGUAUCCUCUAUGAUGUGUUUGAUUAUUUUGAGGAAGUUAGGGAGCAAAGUGGGCGGGUUUUGGUCCAUUGUUGCCAAGGGGUGUCUCGAUCUAGUUCCCUAGUCAUCGCAUACCUUAUGUGGAAAGAAGGGCAAAGCUUUGAGGAUGCAUUCCAAUAUGUGAAAGCAGCUCGAGGAGUGACUAAUCCUAACAUGGGGUUUGCUUGUCAGCUUCUUCAAUGUCAGAAGAGAGUUCAUGCCAUGCCCAUUAGUCCUAAUUCUAUGUUGAGAAUGUACAGGAUGGCUCCACAUUCCCCAUAUGAUCCACUUCAUCUUGUACCAAAAAUGGUGCACCAUCCUAGUAAACUUGCCAUAGACUCUCGUGGGGCUUUUAUUGUCCAUGUCCCUUCAGCCAUAUAUAUCUGGAUCGGGAAGUUUUGUAGUUCAGCGAUGUCGAAUAAUGCUAGGGUGGCUGCUCAGCAGGUCAUAAAAUAUGAAAGGGCACAAGGACCUAUGUUGACUGUUAAGGAGGGUGAAGAGCCAUCUGAAUUUUGGGACACUCUUUCCAGUGGAGAAAUCCUGAAAGAUGGGUCUGAAGUGUUAGAAGAUAUAGAAAGUAGGACUUCAUGUGGUGAAAGGGUUGAUGAAUACAUGGCUAAUUGUGACUUUGGCAACAGGAGAGUUAAUGACUAUGAUCAGGAUUUUGAAAUCUUCCACAAGGCACUUGCUGGUGGGGUUGUUCCUCCUUUUGCAUCGUCAGGCUCUGCAUGUGAAACUCAUCUGCCUGCUCGAGAAUUUGGAUGGGAUAGAUUGAGGAAGAAAUUCUCUAGUGGUAUUAUGAAGGGAUUUCUCUUGUCACCUCUUGUUUGUCGAUCCAAUCAUGGAAGUGUACAAAAUACUCACUCUCAACAUGUUGCAGACGAACCUGUUUCUCCCACUGCUCACUUGCUGAAGUCUACCCAGUCUACCUCGGAACAUAAUUUAUCAAAAUCAACCUUACCUGAUAUAGGUGGUAUUGAACGGUUAGGACAGUAUGUUCGUCAUGCUGAUUCUUCAUUUCCAUCACCUAGUCCUUGUAGCUCACCAGACUCGUUGUCUCCUUAUCCAGACAACAGUCCCGUUUUUAAUUCAAAGUCCCCUUCUCUUUCCCCUUCAGCUUCAGACUACUCCAGCCCUUUUACCUUUUCACCCUCCUCUUCAAUUUGGUCAGACUCAUCCAACCUUUCUUCACAACCUUCUCCUUCGGAGUUGGAAUUUUCUGAUCAAGUAUGUACUAGGAAUCCAGCUUCUAUUGAAACCAAUUGUGUACUUUCGAAAGGGACUUCAAAAUCAUGUAUGGAUGCCUUUUCUGCUAUAAAUGGUUGGAAAUCACUAAGUCUGUGUUCCUCUUGUAAAGGAACUUCUCCUUCAAUUGCUGAACGCCGAGGUAGUCAUCCGCCGACACUGAUGUUUCUUUCAACAGCUGAUCCAUCUAAUGCUACAAGCACCUUGGUUAGAUCAUGUUCCUUUUCUCUUCCUGACUUGGGUGAUGCGAUGAAAAGUGAAGUUGGGAAUGUGGGCCUGGAGACUGCUGAAGUAAAUACCGAGGAACUGAUGUCCGAUGCUGAUCAGUAGAGCAGGCAGAACAUGGAAAUUUUCAUAGAACGUCUAAUCUCAGAUUGUAAUUUGAAGCUCCUACAGUCCUACUUCACCAAAUGCGGCGAUAGUAGAAGUUCGGGCAUCCCGGGCAGUGCCAAGACCUUACUCUCUGCUUGUGAGAUGUUAGGGGAAACUUGAAUUAUAUUAAUCUUGAAGAACAUAUAUAUAAAUAUAUAUGUAUGUACAUAAGUCAUACCUUCAUGUUGUAUACUGAAACUACUAGCAAAUUAGAGCCACAAAGUACAAUAAGAGAACAUUUUUUGCUUUGGUAGGGAUGUAAAAUCAUGAGCACGCAAGGUGCUUGUAUUUCCAAAUUCUAAAGGAUAUGCCAUUUUGGCAUAAAUAGCACGUAGGUUUAAUUGUACCAUAAUAUAAAUACUAUACUAUAGUGGUCCAAUUUUGCGUAA
Molecule: messenger RNA, 2914 nt
Organism: Beta vulgaris subsp. vulgaris (sugar beet)
Lineage: Eukaryota; Viridiplantae; Streptophyta; Magnoliopsida; Caryophyllales; Amaranthaceae
Product: protein-tyrosine-phosphatase MKP1
Exons: 2
Coding region: 348-2483 (711 amino acids)
Biological process (GO): protein dephosphorylation
Molecular function (GO): actin filament binding; protein tyrosine/serine/threonine phosphatase activity
Source: RefSeq, a predicted model, not a curated record